CAGCCCAAUCUGCUGACAGCAUGUUGCAGAGCAGGGCUAGCAGACAGAGGAUCUAAGUAAAUCGUGCGCACAAUGUGGUGGCUGGAGGAAUGCACGGAGGAAGCAGAGCUCCAAACAUGAGCCACCUCCUCCUGUAACUAAUAUAAAAUGAGACUGGCAUAAAGAAUGCGAGGAGGCAGGCAGUGCUGAGCGGUAGCCGAAUCUUAGCCACCUGCCUCCUCAACAAGCCUACCGGAACACUCAGAAGCAGAGCUGGCAUCCUGUACUAUCACGCCGAGACGGAGAACGUCUGAGAGCCACGGCCGCAUGACGUCACAAGAACGAGACCUGUGGCGAUAGUGGAGAGCAACAGGACGUAUUUAUGAUUCUGCGGUGACAAGUCUUGGCCGGGAGAAGUCUUCAUGAUGACCUAGACAGAUGGAGAAAAAAGUAAAAGUGAGCAACUCAGAUCAAAGAAGACGUCACCUGUAAUUCACUUGGAGAAGACGUCACCUGUGACUCACUGGAUGUAACUAUUUGCUUUGGACUUGAUAAAGAGAGGAAUCCCGAAAGCUUGUCUCUACAAAAUGCUGUUAGUCCAAUAAAAAAGAUUUGCACCAGAUAGUGAGGAUUUUCCUGUAUUCCUUGAUCUUUCUACUGGGUGUCCUGGGCAACAGCUUGGUUAUAGUGGUCCUAAUAAGGAAUAAGAGGAUGCGGACUGUCACCAACAUCUUCUUAUUGUCAUUGGCAGUCAGUGAUCUAAUGCUCUGUCUUUUCUGCAUCCCCUUUACUCUUAUUCCAAAUUUGCUGGAGGACUUUAUAUUUGGUAGCACAGUCUGCAGUGGUGCUUUCUAUUUCAUGGGUAUCUCUGUAAGUGUCUCAACAUUUAAUCUGGUUGCCAUAUCUCUGGAGAGGUAUAGUGCAAUAUGUAAGCCGCUACAGUCAAGGGUAUGGCAGACAAAGUCACAUGCCCUGAAGGUUAUUGCGGUUACAUGGUUGCUUUCAUUUACGAUGAUGUCACCGUACCCAAUUUAUAGCACGUUGGUACCAUUUCCAAAGUAUGAAAAUACAACUGGACAUAUGUGUCGCCUUGGGUGGCCCAAUGACCUCACCCAACAAGCAUGGUACAUAUUUCUUCUGUUAAUUCUCUUCCUUGUCCCGGGAAUUGUUAUGACGAUUGCAUAUGCCUUAAUUUCCAUGGAAUUAUACAGAGGGAUCAGAUUUGAUGCAAAUCAGAAAAAAGAACGGACAAGCAGUAUAAGCAGUAACCAGUUCGAAAAUGGAGACGGCUGCUAUCUCCAGAAGUCAAAAAGGAAGAAUAAAGUCGAAAUGCGUCAGCUGUCCUCAGGUCACAGCAGUACCAAGAUCGAAAGAGUCCGCAGCAACAGCUCAGCUGCCAACUUAAUGGCCAAGAAAAGAGUUAUCCGCAUGUUGAUCGUCAUUGUCAUCUUGUUCUUCAUCUGCUGGACUCCUAUUUUCAGUGUCAAUGCUUGGAGAGCCUUCGAUGCCACCACUGCAGGAAUCCUCCUGUCUGGAGCCCCCAUCUCUUUUAUCCACCUGCUCUCCUACACCUCAGCUUGUGUCAAUCCUAUUAUUUAUUGCUUCAUGAAUAAGCGAUUUCGGCUUGGAUUCCUGGCCACCUUCAACUGUUGCCCUGGAAGAGAUGUGCAAAGCAGAGGGAUGGUGCCAGGAGUAGGAGAGGAAGAUGGCAGGACCACUGGGGCAUCAUUAUCCAGGUAUACCUACAGUAACAUAAGUACCUCUGCUACUGCCACCGCCCCAACAUGAGCACCAGAAAACAUACUGGGAGGCAUUUAUAAAGACUGGUUAAGUCGAUCACAGUAAGCUAUUGUUGGAAAGAACUUCAUACCGCACAGUGGAUUAUAAACAGACUACAUUAAUAUGACUGGUAUGAAGGCACCCUGGGUGACUCUCGCUAGAUCAAUCAUGGUAAAUUGUUUGGUUGCUGCAUUAGUAUUCAUAAGCCGCAGAUCUAAACUCCAUUCAAUUACUCACCAAGACGUCUGCAAAACUUCAUUGAUUCCAGCCUAGGUGCCAUGGGGAAGACUUAGGGCUGAGAUACAUCACCGCUGGUUCCAUAUGCUUCAUUAUACGUGUAUAUGGAAUAGACUUCUGUUUAAAACAUGGAUCCUGGCUACACCUUCGCAUGUUUCUAUAAAAUAGCAGGACUUUAUCUGUCAUUUGUCUAUCAUACUCUGUACUACAAGUUUUACUCAGCCUGAUGCUUUAGCUGUGCACCAUGCUUAUCUUUUUGGAUAAACCACUCAACAAAAUGGCACAGAUCUGGUAGGUAAGUUGUCACUCAUGUAAGCAAAAAUAAUACGCAAACGAUAUUGUUAUCCAAGUACAGUACUGUACAAAUGGUUGUCGCUGUGCCUAGUACUGCAGCGUAGCCCAUUCAAGUAAACAGCUGCAGUACCAGUCACAACCACACAUGUAUUUGGGGAGCUGUGCCUGGGUCCCCAGAAUUUCAAGAGACCCUAUACGGUAUAUCAAGGAUCAGCAAUCCAUUAAUUAGAUUAGAACUUCCGUGGGGCACUUUGGGCUUGUUGUUGUGUGAAGGUGGAAAGAUGGGUGGUCUUGUGUGUUUUUGGGUGGGGCUUGAUUGAACCCCUUUCAGCUCUUCAAAUAAUGUUUAGAUCCCCAUAGGACUUCUGAUGUCUAAGAAAGGAAAAGUGCACUUCUAGCAAUGCCCUUAUCCUAAAUCCUUCUUUGCCCGAAAGAUUGAUAAACUAAAAAAAUAAAUAAAAUAAAAAACACAAAAUUCUUUUUUUUUUUCUUCUUCUGUUUUAUUUGUUCAUUGGGGUUUAUUUGUUAAGGGAAAGAAAUAGGAAAUACAUGUGACUGAAAUCAUUUUUAUAAAUAUGAAAUUGCUUAUUUGAAAAAGAUAUCUCCUAACAUAUAAUGUACAUA
Messenger RNA from Hyla sarda, 2913 nucleotides. It is a transcript of the gene CCKAR, whose product is annotated as cholecystokinin A receptor. Lineage: Eukaryota; Metazoa; Chordata; Amphibia; Anura; Hylidae. The coding region runs from base 691 to 1767 and encodes 358 amino acids. The record is from RefSeq and is a predicted model, not a curated record. Gene Ontology annotation, biological process: neuropeptide signaling pathway. Gene Ontology annotation, molecular function: neuropeptide receptor activity; gastrin receptor activity. Gene Ontology annotation, cellular component: membrane. The transcript is spliced from 7 exons.